Molecule: messenger RNA, 4774 nt
Organism: Seriola dumerili (greater amberjack)
Lineage: Eukaryota; Metazoa; Chordata; Actinopteri; Carangiformes; Carangidae
Gene: sfi1
Product: SFI1 centrin binding protein
Exons: 31
Coding region: 149-3805 (1218 amino acids)
Molecular function (GO): phosphatase binding
Source: RefSeq, a predicted model, not a curated record
UACCACCUUAACCGUUUAUUCACGUUGUUUAAAGAUGUUAAUAUUGUUAUAUACGAAGGUCCAAAACAGUUUCACACUGUUGUUUUUGCUUCAGACUGAUGCUAAUGCUUCAGUUCUGUAACUCAUGCCCGUGACGUGAUUUAACACAAUGCAGGGCGACACUAGAAAGCUAGACCCAGGACGACCCAGACCAAGAAGUGGUGAAACAAAACAACUCCGCAAAGUUCAUACCAGAAAGGUUCCUUACAGAGUUGGAUACAGCUGGAACAAAGGUGGAAGACUCAAGGAGUUGAGAAUAAGGCACUUGGCCAGAAAGUUCCUGAAGAUAUGGAUGCGGAACACCUUUGGUCGAGUUCCUCCUCAUAAAGCCAAGUCUCACUAUGAAAGCGUGGUGCUGAGACGAGCCUUUGAAGGAUGGAGAGAAGAGUGGUGGACGUCAAGGAGGGAAUGGAGUCUAACAAUGCGGGCAGAGUGUCACUACAGGUAUUAUCUGUAUAACUUGGGAUUCCAUAGCUGGCACGUGUUUAUGUCUAUGCAGAGGAAAAAGAAAAAAAAAUUACAAAAUGCUCAAUCAUAUGCUGACAGGCAACACAUGCGUCUGGUUUGGGACAGGUGGGAGGUUUUCACAGAGAUGAGGAGAAUGAAGAAGAGAAUGCUUGAAUCAGCUUUUGAGCAGAGCAGACUUGCAACUCUGCAUUCUGCAUGGAGCUUAUGGCAGACUAGGCUGCAGCAGCAUCAAUACCUUUACACUUUGGAGGACCAAGCCCUCAAACAGCAGACAAUGACUUUACAGAUGAGGACCUGGCUUCAUUGGAAAGAAAUCCACACAGCUUCCUGUUGCCAGAAAAAAAAAGAAUCCAAGGCUUCACUUCACUUCAUUCUCAAACUGAAAAGAAAAACAUUGCAUCAGUGGAUGAGUUAUGUGUCCUGCUGCCAAACCAAAAGAAAGUCACAAGAUGCAGUUCAGCGUUCCUGUCAUCUCCGUCUGGUGAGGACGUAUUGGAGUACUUGGAGAAAUGCGUUGCAUCGCAGGUGGCGUGAGGAGGACUGUCUGCAAGCUGCAAGGCAGUUAGCCAUACAGAGCACCAAACGCAGAGCACUGGAGCGAUGGAGAGCUUAUGUGACGUUGUGCAGAGACGAAGCUGAAAUAAACCAGAUGGCGAGUCAACACCACCAACAUCAUCUACUGAGUGCUGGAUUGCAGGGACUUUCUCUCAACGUCAUCUGGAACAAAACACAUCGUUUGAACAACAACAUGGCUCUCCAGCAUUAUUAUCAAACUAUGAUAAGGAAGUUUUGGAAGCUGUGGCAGGACCGUCUUGAGGAAGCUGAAGACAAGAGUUUUCAACCACUAACAGAAAUGGCACAGAUUAACUACAGCACGUCCCUGUUGAGCAGCUGUUUUCACCUCUGGAGGGAGAAACUUGCUGAACAGAGACACAUGCAGGAAUUGGAGCAUCGUGCAGACGUUUGGUUUGCAGAGCGCAUGCUGCCUCGGUGUUUCAAUUCGUGGGUUGAGUUCACUCUGCAGAGGAGACUCCAUACACAGAGGAGACACAAGGCAGAAGUCUAUAAUCAGCAACGUCAGUACUCUUGGGUGUUUUACACCUGGUGGGGGCGGUCAGAGAAGCACAAGGAGCAGAUGCUGUCUGAGCGAAUGGCUAUUCUUCAUGAGGAGCGAUGCAACAUGCAGAGAGCCUGGGCUCGCUGGAGGCAAAGGGCAGAGCAGCAGAUCAAUGAGGAGGAAAAACAGAAAGCUUCAGACUGUCUGUACCUGCACCGACUUCUCCACAAGACGAUGACACAGUGGAAGGACAGCAGCACUGAGAUUCGAGACAGGAGAAACCGGGAGCAGAAGGCUUGUCAUCAGGGUGAUCUGCGCUGCAUGAAAUGGGCUCUGGAAAAAUGGAAAAAGUUUGUUCAGAACCAGAGAGUGAAAAAAAGCAAACUGGAGGAGAUGCAGCGUUACCAUGAAGCUAAACUUCUCAAGCACACCUUUGUGACCUGGAAGACACACCACCUACAAAUGUCUCAGAUCUACGGUCAAACCGAGGAACUUUACAGACAGCAAACAAAGCGUUUUCUCAGGACGGCUAUGUCAGUGUGGAGGGAGAACGCAGUGCUACAGGCAGAGGGCCAGCUCAUGGAGCAACAAGCACAGGAUCACUUUCAGCACUUUCUUCAGUUAAAGGUGUUUCUUGCUUGGAGAGAAGCAACAACACGUGCAGUGACAAAGCGCCACCAGCAGGAGGAAGCAGUCAGCAGGGCUGAGAGGUCCACAAACCAAGUACGUCAGCUGCGGUCUUUCAGAAAGUGGAGGAGACAAACCAGAGAUGCUCGGAGGGAGAGGAUGUGUAUGGAAAAAGCCAAACAGCACCAUAACUCCAAACUCCUCUCUGAAGCAAUGAAAAUGUGGAAUAAGCAUCACUAUCAUUACCGGAAACAUAAGGUGAUGAAACGACAAGGGAUCCUGUUGCUGAGAUUAAAGAUGUACCAGACCUACUUUGAACAGUGGAAAAUAAAGCUGCAGCACAGACGGAGAGAAGUUGAGCAGACGGAGCGAGCUCUUUGGCACUGGUCCCUCACUCUUCAAGCCAAGGUCCUGUAUGGGUGGAGGCUGUGGGUCACUGAGCAACGCAGGAAGCAGGAGGAGGCAGCCAGAGCUGCACAGGUCUACAGAGACCAGCUGCUGAGGGAGGGUGUGACAUGCAUUCUUACAUAUGCUGCUCACAUGAAUGAUCUCACAGUGAGCCUCACACAAUACAGAAAAGAGCAAAGGUCAUGUCAUCUCCAGAGAGUGGUUAAACGUUGUGCUAUGCGGUGGAAACAGCGGGCACUCUGCAAACCACAAAGAGAAAAAGCAGUCAGAGAGCAACCACCGAAAAAGAGUGUGACCUUCUGUUUGACUACUCCUGGACUGAAGAGCAUUUCCUCGGCUGACUCAUUGGAGCAGGAAGCUGAAGAUGGAGUGCUUAGCAAGCUGCUUCCCACCCGUAUGCCUCGACGGCCGCCGCGUUGCUGUGAAGAGCUGUUUGAGUCCCCACUGACGGUCUUUCCACAUAAAGGCGCCCAAAACCAGUCUGACAUCACCAGCACUGAAGCAGCUCCAAAACCCUUGGAGUUCUGUUCUUCCUCAAAGAAAAAACAUCCUGCAGUGUUGUCACACCUUCUUCCUGCUAAAGUCCUUGUUACCUCCACACAUCAGAGUGCCAUCGCAUCUACACCCUCUGAGCCUCAAUUGUCUAUAGUGGACUCCUCUAAGGAAACUCAAGACCAAGACCUUCUUUUACCUCCUUCUGCUUUCAUGACCACUGGGUCUCAAAAUAUGUUGGGAAAGACAAGCAGCCCAGGUUCUGGAGAUGCCCCACUUGUGCCUUUUCAUCAGUUUGUUGCUCCAUUUAAACGUAAUUCCAGGUAUCCAGAGAUACAUCUAGGAGCAUCCAUUGAACAAACUGAGGGUGCUCAUAUAGAAGAUGUAUCAACUGAUCCAGCAUCAGCUCUGACAAGAGAACUGCUCAGCAUUCAGCAGGACAUGAACAGUUUCCAACAGGACAGGAAACAACUCCGGGCAUGGCAAAAACUCAAAGAGGUAUUGCAAAGUUGGCUACAGACCAGUGGCGAAGAUGAACAAAUGGAAAAACAUUCCGUUUGUGAGGAGUUGAAGGAGUUGGAGGAGCGCAUCGACAGACUGUCCACCGAACUGGCAAAACGGAAGCCAGCGAUGCUGCUACACACAGAGAGAAUCCAGCAUUUACAGACUGUCCUCCACACUUCAGGAGUUUCUUCUCUCCCUCCAAAAACAUGACAUGGAAACUGACCACUCUGUGUUUACGACGUGACAGGAAACAGCAUUGGCCCGCACACACACUCCCUAAGCGAUUACACCUGCUGAUUGUUUGAACUGCUGUUCAUCUGCCACGAUCACAUUUCUUAAAAUAAUGUGAAGACUGACUUGAGAACUGAAGGAGAAAACUGUUGACACAUAUUUUGCUGUAGAUUUGCUUGUUUUUUAGACAUUUAUACUUCUACUGCACUCGGAUUUUGAAAAAAAUGGAUCUCUUAAUGUCCAGGUAAUGCUGUUGAUUAUUGUUAAAUAUCAUGUAAACAGUCUGAAACUCGUCUCAGCAUGUCCAGAAACAUUACAUCCCAGCACCAUUAAGCAGCCUUCACCUCUACACUUUAAAUCUACAAAAGGUUGGAUAGGGGUUGUCCUUGUGACAGAUGGUGCUAAAUAUUUUCCAUAUGUGUGCAAAAAGUGACUUUACUGUUUUCAGAGGCUCAGCCCUUGCGCAAUAGGUUUUCUAUUUCCCCGUUAGAACCAGUGCCUCUAAUACUUUGGAAAAUCUAUGCAGGAAAAUCAGUGAUUUCAGAAUAACAGAAAGGACAGCUGUCUGUUGUGCUCUGCAUUCUGGAUAAGGCAGUUUUUUACAAAUCUUUGAUCUACAACCGGGCAGAAUGCGAGGUGUUUAUGCUAUUUUACUCUUUUUCAUCUUGGUCUGCUGCAUCAGGGGUAAGUUUUGUUACUGAUCUAGUUCAUUUAUUUACACUGAUAAGUCAUUUUGUGCUCAUAUUCAGUCUCACUGUGAAUGUUGAAUGUUCUAUGUCUGUUUUUUCUUUUUUUUAGUUUUGGCUUCUGAUUGUUGCUGGAAAAGUUGUUGCCCUGUUUGCGGAGCUUUUUGCUUUUCAGGACAUUAAAACUGAUUUUAACAUUAUAAAUGUUGUAAAAUAAUUUCACAGUUUACUGAUAUGUAAAGUAGGCUUUAGAUUUUCUUGA